Molecule: messenger RNA, 915 nt
Organism: Colletotrichum siamense
Lineage: Eukaryota; Fungi; Ascomycota; Sordariomycetes; Glomerellales; Glomerellaceae
Exons: 2
Coding region: 1-915 (304 amino acids)
Molecular function (GO): protein binding
Source: RefSeq, a predicted model, not a curated record
AUGGAAGUCGACGACGAUGCCAGCAUAGUAAGCGACGACACAAACGCCAUCAACAACAUCGCUCCCGAUGGCGACGUUAUUAUGGUGAUCGGCCCUAAGGGCAAGGAAUUUCGACUUCAUUCGCAGAUCUUGAAGGCCGCUUCUAAGGUCUUCAAAGCUAUGCUCGGCCCGAACUUCGCCGAAGGCCAGCAGCUCGUCAACAAUAGAAGUCAUAGCGACCCGGUCAGGAUCAACCUUCCCGAGGACGAUGCAUACAGCAUGGGUAUCCUUUUUGAGCUCGUUCAUUAUCGACAUGAUGUUCUUUCUGACGCCGACGGUGUCACACUUUUCGACGUUGCGCUCGCUGCCGACAAGUAUGAUCUGAUCCGUGCCGUCAAGUACCCGAUCACCGAAGCAAUGGAUGGCAUCUUGUUCACCGACGAAGAAAGAUGCGAAGAGGAGUCCAUGUGGAAGCUAGCUAUUGCUGCUUCAAUUUUCAAUUAUGAUCCCAGCUUCAAAAAGGCCACUCAGGCGUUAGUUUUGUUGUCUUUGGAUGGAUACAUUAGAUUGGCCGACUUAUGGUAUCAGGACCAGAUCUUUGCACUUCGCCUCUGCGGCCUUCUCGAAAACCAACGAGCAGAGCUAAGACGGCUGGUGAUGCGCAAACUUAUGGUUGUCUGUGCGUGGUACAACGAUGAAGACAACGACCAGAGGCAGAGGACAUCUGGCUCAACCAUCCUGAGAUUCGACAUACAGAUGGACUCUCCUGAGUACUUUACCGAUUCAGACCUGCAGGGAGUUCUCGAGACCAUAGAAAUUUCUGAAUACUUCAAUCAAUUCCGCGAAAAUGCUGAGGAUGAGGACGACAGAAGCAUCGAAUGGAUGAAGGAAAUCGUGGUAAAGGCGGGGCUGCAUCUGUCCAACGUGCGUGCCUAA